Messenger RNA from Paramuricea clavata, 4136 nucleotides. Lineage: Eukaryota; Metazoa; Cnidaria; Anthozoa; Malacalcyonacea; Plexauridae. The record is from the annotation of a GenBank genome assembly.
GCAUUUAUUUAUCCCCUGUUCCAGAAUAUAGUUUUGGGUGAGUGGGCUGCAUACUGUACUGAUCAAUUCUAAACUGACGUCUCUUUAGGUCCAGUAAGGGUUAUUCCUUAUUGCUCAAUUGUUAAAUAAUACAGAAAGAACCUAAACUUAUUUGACUUUAUUUAUACUAGAUUGUCCUGUCAGUUCUAAACUGUUCUUUUUGUGUUUUCACUGUAUGUCGUUUUUUAAAUUUUUCUUUGUAGUUACUGUGAUAUUGGAGGUAAAGUUCUAGUGUGUGCAGUUCUACCUGGUCGUGUGCACAACGUCGGAGGAGGUAAAUCUUUUUCAAAUUGUCCUCUCUAUUUCAUUCCUAAAGCUUUUUUUCUUAUUCGUAAGUAUUUUUAUAUUUAGGUCGUCGUCUUUUACAUAAAUACGACUGUAUUUCUUAUGGAGAUGAGAUGGUUAUUUUUGAUGCCAGGCAUGUAAGUAUGUUCGUACAGGUCCUGUCUGCCAGUAGUGUAUAUAUAGCCCAAUAUAUACACUACUAACCGACAAGUACUUAAUGUCAACUUAAUCCGGUCCAUGACUUCAAUGCCAUUUGUAGGUUUUACCAUGCUAUGUAAUUACGCUUGUGCCACGUGAAAGUAUUGUUAGCGUGGACGAGAAUCUCAGCAAGACUUUGGAGAGAGCAAGAGAAACGAAAGAUGAACGAUUGCAAAGAAUAACUGCCAGGGUAAUUGGAGAAAAUUUGCAUUUAGAACUGAUAGAGCUAUUAGGUUUCCUCCUGUAGUAACAUUGGAUCAAUAAGAGAUGAUCCUUACUGGAUCUCUAGGAAGAACAGUUUAGAACUGAUAGAGCUAUCCAGUAUAAAUAAAGUUAGUUUAGUUUAGGUUUCCUCCUGUAGUAACACUGGAUCAAUAAGAAAUGAUCCUUACUGGAUCUCUAGGAAGAACAGUUUAGAACUGAUAGAGCUAUCCAGUAUAAAUAAAGUUAGUUUAGUUUAGGUUUCCUCCUGUAGUAACACUGGAUCAAUAAGAGAUGAUUCUUACUGGACCUCUAGGAAGAACAGUUUAGAACUGAUAGAGCUAUCCAGUAUAAAUAAAGUUAGUUUAAGGUUUCCUCCUGUAGUAACACUGGAUCAAUUAGAGAUGAUUCUUACUGCACCUCUAGGAACAACAGUUUAGAACUGAUAGAGCUAUCCAGUAUAUAGUAUAUGUGUUGACAUUUUAGGCAAAGAAGUUCUUUCCCUAUGGUUUUGGUCCUGGAAAUAGAGUCCAAAUUCUUGAUGCUGCCGACUCUGACGAUGAUGAAGACGAAGGAGGAACGUACCAGGUACUGAAUUGUAAGAAACAGGAGAUGAAAGAAAUGAUACAGAAAUGUGAACUACCUAUACAGAAAUUGGUUUCCUGUAUAGACUGUUCACAGGGGGGAGGGAGGCGAUGAAGGAGAUUAGAGCAAGGGGAAUAUAAUUACCAUAACUAUAAGUAAGAAUUUAUCUUGCAGAAUGAAAGAUAUGAAGGGAUACCAAUUACAAGCGAGUACCAGAAGGACAAAAAUUGCAAUGAUGAUGAGAUGUAUUAAUUCAAAACCACCAUGCAUCCGACGAAACCAGGUUUGUGCAUCAUUUUCAUAUCUUAUCACGUUAAAUAUCAUAUUACAUUGGACCGAAAAUCCCCAGAUAUUUUCUUUAGAUAUUCAUAUAUCAUAAUUGACAAACUUUCGGACAUUCAUUUUACAACUCCAACAAUGUGCAGCAAAAUUUUAAUGAAUUACAACGAUAGAAAACUCAUGCAACUACAGUUGGAAACAAAAUAGAAUUAUUUACAUACAUAACAUGCACUAAGUUCUUUGCGAUAAAAUAGUUUUGUUUGUGGAAACACCACGUAAAUUCAUUACUGCAAAGCUUUCGAUCCGUAAGCCCAGAUCUUCAUCAGUGCUAAUAAUAUGUAUUAUUGACAUAUUAUUAGCACUGAUGAAGAUCCGGGCUUACGGAUCGAAAGCCUUGCAGUAAUAAAUUUACGUGGUGUUUUCACAAACAAAACUAUUAUAACAUGCACUGUUUAAUAGGAAGGCCGACUCGGCCCUCUCUAUAGAUCUCAUCAUAUAUGAUCUUUUUCCGUGAUAGUAAUUUGAUAAAGAGCGUACUAGCACGCAGUUUCUUCGUCUCUUUUGGUUAUGAGUAGAAAUACCAUUGUCAAUGAACACGUUGUCAUUUCCCUAAUUCCCUUCUAAGAAGAAUGGACGAACUUUAUAGGUAGUAGAGGUGUGCAUCGGAUUGGACGUUUAUAAUACGACAAUUGGCGAAUGUUUAAAAUCCAAUCCGAUCCGAAAUUGUCGAAUCCGAUCCGAGUUUUGAUAAAGAAUUCCGAUCCGAUCCGAAGAAUCCUUAAAUAAAAUAAAUUUCUCAUUCAAGUGGAAAUAUUUAACCAAAUAAAUAUAAAAGCAAGAAAUACAUGUUAAGAAGCUGACAAAGUGACGUCCAAUUGAAGUCCGAUCCGAUCCGACUACGAAACAACUUUAUCAAUCCGAUCCAAUCCGAAGUGAAUAUUUUUGUUCCGAAUUCCGAACGAAUUCGAUUGGAUUCGGAUCGGAUUUGCACACCUCUAAUAAGUAGAUCACAUGUUCCGCAAAGCAAGAUCUGCGUAACCUUAAAACAUGUAAUCCGCAACGUCGACAAAAACUUGAAACGACGUUCUACUAACAAUACUCCCAUAACCGUUCAAAAAAUCCGACACCACUUUAAACUCAUAAAAUCCUGGUUCAUCAAAUACAACCCGGUUGUAUACUAUACCAGCUUGACCAAUUUGAUAGACACCAAAGAGAUGGUUACUGUGUUGUACUGGGUAAAAGUAUGUCGCACAGUAGCAAGCUAGGCUUUCGCUGCCUCCUGGGGGGAUGUACGGUCGCAAUUGUAGGAAAUCUGUAUUCACUGGGAGAUAUCGAGGGAUACUGAUGGAUGUGUGCUGUAGCUUGGUGUAUUGAGCGGGACACUGGUUGGCUUGGUAGAAGCAUUGCAUUGUACAGUAUCUAUAGACGAAAAAAAAAUUUUUUUCAAAUUUUAUAGAUAUGGGUUUACAAUUUUAUUUCAAUUCUGAGCAUGCAAGGAAAAUACAAUUAGUUUGGUGAAUAUUAGUCCUUCUAACCGAUAAAAAUUAAAUUUGCAUGCCGUACGAAAAUAUUCAAUACGCAUGGCAAUGAAACUAAAAGUAAAAAAAAUAUAUAAUGGUUAUUUAUAGAAUGCAAAAAGCAGGGAUACUAGUAUAGCUUAACUAUAUAUAAGCGCCCUGGCAAAAACCAUUGACGAAAGCCCAAAGCUCGUACAUUAAGGCAGCCCGAUUCAAAUGUUACAAGCUCUAUCAGUAUGCAAUUAAAUUCGAAAACAUUUAAGUUAGUGUGAAGAUGGUCAUUUCAACAUAGCCAAACAUUAAUACAGCGUAAUUUAAAUUUUCAGUCGCCUACCCAUCAGUGGUUGGAUGAUAUCCUUGUGGACAGGAAACAUUCAGGCAAUGAUAUUUUCCCAGAGUAUUGAAGCAUUCCCGUGUUCCACACACUUGCUGCCCUGUCAAGCACUCGUUAAUGUCUAAGGAACACAGAUAAUUGCAACAUUAGGAUAAAUUGACACAAUUGGUGCCUUUCAUUAAAUUCUUUCUGGGACUGGGUAUUCUUUAUUUGAAACAGUAAUUAGAUGGCAUGACUGACGAAGCUAUCAGUAUAAAUAAAGUAAACUUAGUUGGAUUUUAUAUAAUUAUGCAGAUUUGACAUAAGAUUUCAGUUAGAAAAUUUCCAGACAGUAUUUUAAAUAUGUUCAUUGGUCAAAACUGUAAACAAUGUUAACCAAUGUUAUAUAAGACUAGUAUGGAAUUGCAAAAUUUAUAACAAACAAUCUUAGUUUUACAAAAAUAUUAAUUAACUUAUUAAUUUUGAUUAUAAAUUUUGAACAUUUAUACAUAAAAACGUUGUACAUAAAUUAAUUUUUUAUCACAAAUCGAUGUGAAUAAUAUAUUUAUAAAAUGGUUGAUACCUAUGCAGGAAACCUCGUCCCAAUGUAACCUGUAUCCUGAAGGACACUGGCAUCGUCCAGUCUCUGUAUUACACUGAUAUUGACAUCUCCCGUAACCUCGUAAUGGACACGCGGAUAUACCUGUAGAAGUAGUGGU